AUGGACAAGCGAGACGUGCUCGCUCCUGAGCGCGGAGCUCCGCAAGCGAGCGCUGAGCCAGCCAAGCACCGCCGUGUGCCGUUACAGGGGUCAGGGUUUUGUCUGAAACCCUCUGUGCCUGCAUGCUGCUCAGCUCGCUACAAUUUAGCGCUGCUGGCCUUUUUUGGAUUCUUCCUUCUGUAUGCCUUGCGUGUGAACCUCAGUGUUGCUCUCGUGGAUAUGGUAGAACCUAACACAAGCUUAGCAAAGAAUACAACUUCCAAUGUGUGUCCAGAACAUUCCUCUACUAUCAAUGUUCCUCGCAAUACGUCGGGGAAAAAAUAUUCUUGGGAUGCUGAUACUCAGGGAUGGAUCCUUGGUUCGUUUUUCUAUGGCUAUAUCAUUACUCAGAUUCCAGGUGGAUAUCUUGCCAGCAAAAUUGGAGGGAAGCUGUUGCUGGGGUUUGGCGUCUUUGGUACUGCUGUCUUCACCUUGCUUACUCCCUUAGCAGCAAAUCUGGGAGUUGGCUAUCUCAUAGCUGUCAGAGCCUUGGAAGGAUUGGGAGAGGGUGUUACCUUUCCUGCUAUGCAUUCGAUGUGGUCGUCUUGGGCUCCUCCACUGGAACGCAGCAAGCUCCUUAGUAUUUCUUAUGCAGGUGCACAGCUGGGAACCGUUGUGUCUCUGCCACUGUCUGGUUUAAUAUGCUACUAUAUGAAUUGGAUUUACGUGUUUUACAUAUUUGGUGCACUUGGAGUAUUAUGGUUCUUCUUCUGGAUGUGGUUGGUUAGUGAUACACCAGAAAUUCACAGGAGCAUUUCACAUACCGAAAGAGAAUAUAUACUUUCUUCUCUAAAAGAUCAGCUUUCGACACAAAAAUCAGUUCCCUGGAGACGGAUACUGGAGUCCCUGCCGCUCUGGGCUAUUGUUGUGGCACACUUUUCCUAUAACUGGACUUUCUAUACUCUUCUCACGCUCUUGCCCACGUACAUGAAGGAGAUCCUGCGGUUUGAUGCACAAGAGAAUGGUUUUUUAUCUGCCCUACCUUAUUUUGGCUGCUGGUUGUGUAUAAUUCUGUCUGGACAAAUUGCUGACUACUUACGGGAAAAACAGAACUUGUCUACCGUUUGUGUUCGCAAAUGUUUUACCCUAAUAGGGAUGAUUGGACCCGCAGUGUUCUUAGUAGCGGCUGGCUUCAUAGGCUGCAACUAUAUGCUGGCUGUGGCAUUCGUGACCAUAUCAACAACACUAGGAGGAUUUUGUACAUCUGGUUACAGCAUCAACCAUCUGGACAUAGCACCGUCGUAUGCUGGAAUCCUCCUUGGAAUCACAAAUUCAUUUGCCACCAUCCCAGGAAUGGUGGGGCCAGUUAUUGCCAAGAACCUCACUCAUAAUAAUACUGUGGGAGAAUGGCAGACUGUUUUCUAUAUAGCUGCUUCUAUUAAUUUAUUUGGAGCAAUUUUCUUUGCAUUAUUUGGAAGUGGAGAAGUUCAGGACUGGGCAGUCAGUGGUUAUCACUUGCACAGAAACUGAAGGAGACGUUGAAAUACCCAAGCUGUGCUGAAUCCCCGCGUGCUAGAAUUAUGUGACCGGAAAAGUGCCUUUCCUACUGAUGCCUAAGAGUCUUCAGAGCUUUUCAGUUUAACUGUUUUAUCUGUGUAUCUUUUUGUACUGGAAAUCAUUGACAGCAUAUGUAUGUUAUUUCCUAACAAGAAACUACUUGAAUUAAAUAGAAUGGCUUCAUGUUAGGACUUGAUAUCAAAUGUAUGAUCAGAGAAUUAACAUUUUAAAUUGAUGUGCUAGGCUCAAUUUCCUUCCAGAUUUUAAUGAAAAUUUUCUGAAGUAAUGUGUAGGAGGAUGUUUGCUAAUACUGAAAUGAGAGGGAAAAAAGUGAUUGUGCGGCAGCAUGAGGAGGAAUGGAAUGCAAAGAACUGAACGUGAAAAGCAGUGUUUUGGUUUCCAUGAUAAGAUUGAUAAUGUUUUUUGUUUAAAUGUCCAGAAAAUUUCUAGUUUUCUACAGUCUUUUAUAAUUCUUUUAUUUUUGUCAGUGUUUUAAUUGAAGCCUAAAGAAAUGCACAGAUGGCUUUAUUCUAUUUUAUGCACAACGUUUCAAGAUAUAAAUAUUCACUGUUUCAAGAAUGCGGCUUCACAAUCGAUCUAGAGCAAUGAGGAAGUAAAAUGUAUGGUUGUGACUGACGGAGUAAGCCAUGUGUUGCUGUUCUCUGUGGUGCAGGUUUUUUAAAUAGGCCUUACUUUAUAUUCCUCUGUGCAAUUGAAGACGUGGUGCAAAUAUGUGGUUUAAAUCUAAGCGGUGUAAAGAGUGAACUAGAAAUAGAAUGUCUGGAUGUUUACAUUAACAUAACUUUCAAUGUGGCAGUGCAAUUUUGGCUGUUAAUUGAUACGGUGGAAUUUUUUCCUCUUGCAUGUAGAUGUAUAUGUCAGCUUGUCGGUGUAAAUGCAAUAAAAUAAGGCCGGUGUAGGGCAUAAUGAAGAAAAUUAGUUCUAUAACAGCCUUGCUAGAUAAAAGUAGAAUAAAAAGAACUAGUGCAAUAUCCUGAUGCUGCUGUUCUCCUAUCAGCAUAGAAUUUGACACUCGAGCAUCCUUGGCACAACAUGCAGUUGAGUGCCACACAGUAGGAUUAAAUGAAGUCUGUGAAAACAGUGGCCUAGUUGAGAAUGAACAGCUGAAUAAUCUUGUCACAAAGCAAAGGAAAAUUCCCAUGCCAAAGAUUCCUGGAUUGGAGCAAUUCGGUAAAAAACACUUUAAAAAAACUUUAAAAAGAAAAAAUUAAAAAACCUGCGCUCCGGGUUUCCCACAUGCCACCAAUUCAAAAGAAAAACCCAGUACUGAAGCUGCUCCAGUGGAGCCUACCUUCCUUCAUUUCUAGGAAAUGGCAUCCGCCUCUUACUAGCUUUAAGAGCCGUAUUGUUUUGACCUUCAUUGUUGUGUCGUGUUCUUUGAUUGGUGGAAGUGUGUUUAAAUCUGGGUUUGUGUCUGCAGCAUUUCCACAAUAAAUGAUGCAAAAUUCAGAUGAAAUUAAGUUGUUCAGUGGGAGUAUGUUAAAGCUAUGUUGUCUCCUGUGUUUCCACAAUAAAUGGAAUGAAUAUUUA
Messenger RNA from Struthio camelus australis, 3087 nucleotides. It is a transcript of the gene SLC17A5, whose product is annotated as solute carrier family 17 member 5. NCBI's taxonomy places the organism in Eukaryota, Metazoa, Chordata, Aves, Struthioniformes, Struthionidae. The record is from RefSeq and is a predicted model, not a curated record. Gene Ontology annotation, molecular function: transmembrane transporter activity. Gene Ontology annotation, biological process: monoatomic anion transport; transmembrane transport. Gene Ontology annotation, cellular component: membrane.